AUGGAUGUGUUUUUAGAAAAGCGAGUUUCGAUGAAGCCCCUGAGGCAGUCCAGUGCAGGCGACAGCAGCCAAAUUAGGGUUUAG
Messenger RNA from Eimeria necatrix, 84 nucleotides. RefSeq lists its product as hypothetical. The record is from RefSeq and is a predicted model, not a curated record. Bases 1 to 84 code for a protein of 27 amino acids. NCBI's taxonomy places the organism in Eukaryota, Apicomplexa, Conoidasida, Eucoccidiorida, Eimeriidae. The transcript has a single exon.